This is a messenger RNA of Daucus carota subsp. sativus, 649 nucleotides long. Its product is annotated as photosystem II reaction center W protein, chloroplastic. Gene Ontology annotation, biological process: photosynthesis; photosystem II stabilization. Gene Ontology annotation, cellular component: chloroplast; photosystem II; chloroplast thylakoid membrane. Bases 170 to 571 code for a protein of 133 amino acids. The record is from RefSeq and is a predicted model, not a curated record. The transcript has 2 exons. Lineage: Eukaryota; Viridiplantae; Streptophyta; Magnoliopsida; Apiales; Apiaceae.
ACAGCAGAUGAGGUGCAAUCUACGUAUCUGAGUUGUGUGGUGCACUUUGGACACACUGGACCAACCAUAUCACUCUGCACAAAUAUUAUAUUGUAACAAGUUUUAUUAUUGCAAGUUGAAGUAGUGUCAAGACUCAAACUUGUUGAACAGAGAUCAUCUGAGCAGAAAAAUGGCCACCAUCACCGCUUGCAUUUCAGCCACCCAAGUUGGCCUAGCCAACAAGGCACCCAUUCUGCGAGCUUCUUCCCCAAUUCUUGGAUUGCCAGUCAUGCCAAAAGUCGGAAAGGUGAGGUGCUCAAUGAAAGCCAACACUGGAUCGCAAAAGGGCAGCACCAAGGUGGAUAUGGGAGCAUCAUUGAUGGCUGCUGCUACUGCUGCAGCCAUGUCGAGCCCUGCAGCCAUGGCACUAGUUGAUGAAAGAUUGAGCACGGAAGGAACUGGACUUCCAUUUGGCUUGAGCAACAACCUUCUUGGUUGGAUCCUUUUGGGCAUGUUUGGUUUGAUUUGGUCGCUUUACUUUGUUUACACCUCCGGCCUUGAUGAGGACGAGGAAUCUGGUUUAUCCCUGUAAGCUAAAAUUGUACACCUCUUUGAAAUCGGCAACCAUGUAAAACCAGUACAUUAUUAAGUUUCAUUUGAUUGUACUCUA